Molecule: messenger RNA, 1755 nt
Organism: Prosopis cineraria
Lineage: Eukaryota; Viridiplantae; Streptophyta; Magnoliopsida; Fabales; Fabaceae
Exons: 1
Coding region: 216-1439 (407 amino acids)
Biological process (GO): protein ubiquitination
Cellular component (GO): cytoplasm
Molecular function (GO): ubiquitin protein ligase activity
Source: RefSeq, a predicted model, not a curated record
ACUCUCUUAUACUCUCUUUUCUCGCAAGAAUCGUAAAAGGAAUAUUGGUACAACGCGCAAGAAGGAAAAAUCCAAGGGUUUUCGUCGUCGCCUAGUGAAAUUUCAUAGAUAGAGUCCCGAGAACCCAUUAAGGUGUGGAUUUCGGAAGGUUCGCUGAUUUGUUCGCUAGAUCCUGCCAAGUUGGUUUUUAGUCUUUUUCGAAUAUCGGUUCCCCCAUGGCUAAUAACUCUCAACUUCCAUCCCUCUUUUCCAUCGAAGAUGAAUGUGAAGAAUCAGGCCCCGAUGAACAGGUAUCUGAUCUCCCAUCACCGACUGCUCACGAUCAUUGGUGCACCAACCCCUCGAACCCCUUUGCAACUGUGUCCUUCGACCAUUUGAGCUACAAUUCAAACUGGUACUCUGAUUCGGACUCCGAUUCGGUUAGUUGCUUUGUUACAGAUCUUUUUGAAAAUCGCUUGGCGGAGGACUCUCACCGUCGUUGCAACGAUAAUUCUGAUAUUAAUCCGUUUUCGGCCGUUCCUUGCGAUGGUCACGGUGGAGAAGGGUCAGAUUUUACGGAGACGGAAUUAGGGUCUGGAUUUGGAACGGGAAAGAAUGCUGGGAUUUCUGCAGUACGUGAGGCAUCUGGCUCUGAAAGGGUUCGCUCGCAAAUGGAUGGCCUUCGAAUUGUCGGGUUUAGUUCUGAUUCGGAUUCAAAUACUGAUGAAGAGCUUGAUAGGGCUAUAGAACUGAGUUAUGGUGAAAAUGAUGGCAACAGAGCUAGUGGCUUUGACGAUUUUGAUGUUCAUUUUUGUUGGGACAGCAUUUGCUUGGAGGAUCAGAGGACCCUCAAUGAACAUCUUGAAUGGGAGGAUUUAGAGGAAAGAGUCAAUGAUGGAGAAGACUUGAGCGUGGUGAUUGGUGAGGUUGAUGAUCAAUCAGUAGCAUCUGGAUUUUCCUAUGGAGAAGAGUCCGGUGAAGAGGCAUUGAGAUACCUUGAAUGGGAAAUUCUGUUAGCAGUCAACAAUGUGGAGAGGAAUUCGAGCUUGGAGCAUGGCGCCACUGGAGGUCCCUUCGUAACGGUUCAGGAUGAUGGUUAUAUGAACACAGCUGAAUAUGAUAUAUUUUUUGGGCAAUUUCUGGAAAAUGAGAGUUCCUUAAAGGGUGGUCCUCCUACCGCUAAAAGUGUUAUGGAGAAUCUUCCUUUAGUAGAAUUGACAAAGGAAGACUUGGAUGGGGAGAAUGUAGCUUGUGCUGUUUGCAAAGAUGAAAUCCUACGAAAGGAAAAAGUGAGAAGGCUUCCUUGCUCACACUUUUACCAUGGAGACUGUAUUAUGCCAUGGUUGAGCAUUCGUAAUACGUGCCCUGUUUGUCGGUUUGAACUGCCCACAGAUGAUCCCGAUUAUGAGCAGAGGAAGGGUCAGAGAACUGCUCUUGAUCUGUUGGAGUUUUCAGUGUAGAUGCUGAUUUGAAUCUUUGCUUCAGGUUAUAUCUCGGUUAACAUAAAUAGCAGUUUGUCCAGUUCCAUCUCCAACUGAUGAUGAGAGCACGACUUUUGUAAUUAGCUUUCAUGUUUUUAAUUCACUCUGUUUAGUAUCACUCAUUGUCAUGUAUGGUCUGAAUUCUCAUCAAAAUAAGUAGUAUUUCGUGUGGAUAUUACUAAUACUAUGGCGAGAAGAAUUACUUUGUCUAAAGAUAUUUCACACCACAACUGGAACCAUCCUGAUUGUAUAAUAUUCCCAUUCAUAAUCUUAUCAGCUACAACUAUUGAAUUGA